UAUGAUUCUUAUUUUCCUUUCUUCAUUCUUUUAUUCGAUUCUUGUCGCACGCGAGCCCCGCGGCUACGAAGCCGGUGUUCUACAUAGCUAUCUGCACGGAAGGUUUCGGUAAUAAUAAUUCUCUAUCAGCUCUUCACGCGACGCCAUUUCCAGAUCACAACGAUGGGCGAAUUCCCGAAAUCCGAUCCGCUGGAGGAGGAGGUGAAGCUGGAUGAGAAGAACGAUGGCCCGAGUGUAAGCAGUGUUAGCGACGUGCCGAGUAUCUCGACAGAAGAAGAGCAGAAGCUAGACCGUGCAAUUCUAUGGAAGAGAGAUCUGGUUAUCGUGCCGAUAAUGGGAGUUUUAUACAUGGUGUUAUUUCUGGACCGGACGAACAUCGCAAACGCGCGCGCCUUGGGUAUCGGGAAACCCGAUGGCUUAGAACGGGCUCUGAAUAUGCCAUCCAACGGCUACAACACCGCGCUGUGGAUAUUCUAUAUCCCUUUCGUAUUAGCCGAAGUCCCAGCCAAUUUGAUUCUGAACAUGAACAAGAUUCGUCCUGGUAUUUUGCUUGGCGGCCAAAUGUUCCUCUUAGGUGUCCUAGGUAUGUGCCAGGGUUUAACUAGGAGCUACGGUGGACUGCUGGCGGUCCGCUUCCUCCUAGGAAUCUUCGAAGCCGCCCUUCCGGCUGGCGCGACUUAUAUGAUAUCGAUGUAUUACACGAGACGCGAAGCAGCUGUCCGAUUCGCUUGGUUCUUCAACUUUGCUCUCGCGGGGCCGUUGUUCUCAGGUCUUCUAGCCUAUGCUAUUCAGAAUAUCAACGGGGCGGGAGGUUAUCAGGGCUGGCGUUGGAUAUUCAUCAUCGAAGGCCUAGUGACGGUUUUCAUAUCCCUUUUCGUCAUCUGGCUAUGUCCCAAUUUCCCCCACCAUGCGCAAUCAUGGUUCUUGACGGCCCAGGAACGCGAUCGCCUCAUGUAUCAGCUAGAGGUCUCUCGCGGCGCCGAAGAUAAGGGCUCAGCUGCCGAUAACGUGCCGAUCUGGAAAGUCUUAACUGACUGGAGGAUUCACCUCCUGACUCUCUGCUUCUUCUGUUGCGACGUUACGGCCUCUUCGGUAGCCUCCUUCGCUCCCACUAUCUUGACGCAACUCGGAUAUGUCUCGACUAUUGCUCAGCUCAUGACAAUGCCGGUCUGGGGCGCGGGCAUCGUGUCAACCUUUGUCAUUACCUGGCUUUCGUCGCGCCUCAAUUUACGCACACCCUUCCUUCUUUUCGCCAUUUGCUUACAGCUCAUUGGUUGGGGUAUCAUGGUAGCGUAUGUUAAAGCGGCUGGGAUACGGUAUAUGUCACUGUUCUUCAUGACGGCCGGUACUUUCCCGCAGAUGUCGAUUCUGAUGGGCUGGCUCAGUGCUAAUCUGCGUGGUCGCAAAUACCUAGCUGUUGGCAUGGCUUGGAUGGUUGGCUUUGGUAAUUGUGCCAAUUUCAUCAGCUCCAAUGUCUUCAUCACGACUGAGAGCCCGCGAUAUCCGACAGGGUCCCACACCGGCCUUGCGUUCACUAUACUGGGCUUCAUUCUCACAAGCACAUCAUUCCUACUCCUGUUUCUGGGCAAUAAAAGGCGUGACGCGGCUCGUGCAAAGAUGACGGAUGCUCAACGUGAUAGCUAUGACGAGCUACAUUUCAGAUUUGUAUAUUAAAUGUCAUCCGUCGAUAAUUCAAGUUGCAAAUUUUAUGGAACAUUACCUAGGUGCCAUAUUCGCCAUUACUUAAAUCAAAACGUGCAGCGAUUGAACUAAA
Annulohypoxylon truncatum is the source of this 1774-nucleotide messenger RNA. RefSeq names its product MFS general substrate transporter. Gene Ontology annotation, molecular function: transmembrane transporter activity. Gene Ontology annotation, cellular component: plasma membrane. The coding region runs from base 163 to 1674 and encodes 503 amino acids. The record is from RefSeq and is a predicted model, not a curated record. The transcript is spliced from 2 exons. NCBI's taxonomy places the organism in Eukaryota, Fungi, Ascomycota, Sordariomycetes, Xylariales, Hypoxylaceae. Gene Ontology annotation, biological process: transmembrane transport.